CGCCCCGCGGAAGCCCCGCCGUCGCAAAGUGUCGCUCUGCCCUGCCCUGCUCCGCACUACGCGGCCGGGCGCCGCGGGCCGUGCCCGGAGCCGAGAGCGGCCGCCAUGGGCGGCGGGCGCUGAGCGCGGCCCGAUGGAGGAGGAGGAGGAGAGCAUGGAGGAGGAAGGCGGCGGCGGAGGAGGAGGAGGAGGAGACGCCGCGAUGGACGACCAGAACCACAACAACUGGGGCUCCGGCGGCGGCUACGAGCGGCACCUGCUCGGGGACCGGCUCCUGCACGGCCCCGCCGGGUCCCCGCCGCUGCCCGGGGCGGCCGAGGCGGCCCACAGGGGGGCGGCCGGGCCUGCGGCCGGCGCCGGGGCCAUCGCCGCCGCCAUCAACAUCAACGCCUCCACCUCCAAGUUCCUAAUGAAUGUUAUAACGAUUGAAGACUAUAAGAGCACAUAUUGGCCAAAGUUGGACAGUGCCAUAGAUCAGCUUUUAACUCAGAGUCCUGGUGACUACAUCCCUAUCUCCUAUGAACAAAUAUACAGUUGUGUGUAUAAGUGUGUAUGCCAGCAGCAUUCGGAACAGAUGUAUAGUGACCUAAUAAAAAAGAUAACUAACCACUUAGAGAGAGUCUCAAAGGAGCUGCAGGCCAGCCCUCCAGAUCUCUAUAUUGAAAGAUUUAACGUAGCUCUUGGACAGUAUAUGGGAGCAUUGCAGAGCAUUGUGCCUCUUUUCAUAUAUAUGAAUAAAUUUUACAUAGAAACCAAGCUUAACAGAGACUUAAAAGAUGACCUUAUAAAGCUGUUUACGGAACAUGUUGCAGAAAAGCACAUUUACAACCUAAUGCCUUUACUUUUGGAAGCUCAGUCAACACCGUUUCAAAUAACUCCGUCAACCAUGGCAAACAUUGUGAAAGGCCUGUAUACACUAAGACCAGAAUGGGUACAGAUGGCACCAGCUUUGUUUUCCAAAUUCAUCCCAAACAUUCUGCCCCCGGCAGUGGAAUCUGAGCUUCAAGAAUAUGCUGCUCAAGACCAGAAACUUCAGAGAGAACUUAUGCAGAAUGGAUUUGCUAGAGGUGACCAGUCACGCAAGAGAGCUGGAGAAGAGUUAACUUACAAUGGCUCAUCAACUUGUGCAGGCUCCAGGGGGUACAGAUAGUGAAAAUACUGGAUCAACUUCUAUUCCUAACCAGAACAGACACUGGAGGAGCACAGGAGGUAACUGGAGCCUCCUUUGGCAACUGCUGAUACUCAAGCUCUGACACGAACUAUGCCUCGAAGAAGAGUUUUGGACUUUCUUCUUUAUAUCAUAAAAUGUCAGUUGCUGCUAUAAUUGGGAUGACUUUGAAAGACAUGUUUCCUUGGUCUAGUCUCUCAACAAGUUCAUGCUCUACGAUUAUUGUGAGGAACGCACCUUGAAAAAUGAUCCUUUCAAAGUGGGAAUGGGCAGCCGAAAUCAGCAGCUUCCAAAAGCGUUAGAAUGGAAGAACCUUUUUUGCACUCUUUUCUUAAUAUUAAGGACAUUCUUAAAACUAGUUAACACGUCAGUGUAUUAGUUUUUAAACUUCAAGGUAUUUUCUGGAUCUUUUACUUUAAUAAUAAGAAUAAAGUUUCAUUAUUUUGCAGUAUUUGUUCAUUAGUGUAAAAAUUGUCACCUUUUAAGAGUUGGUCCCGUAUGUAUCUUCUGUCAGGGAGUUUUAAAUUCCAGGUUUUUCUUUUUUCUUUAUUUGUUACUUGUUACUUUGAACUCCGUUUUCCUAUGUGUUUGUACUCUGUGCCUUCAGCUUGUGCACUUUGCAACUUUAUAGACCAUACUUUGUUACUGCAAAAUGUGUUCUUGAGGAAAAACUUGAUGUGAACAAACAUGCUGCAAAGUUGCACUUUUCUCUUGCAUCGAUGGGAGGUGAAUUUAAGGAAGAAGAAAGAAAAGUUGGACCUAUUACCAUCAGUAAUAGUGGCUUGGAAGUUUGUCCCUUUUCAUUUUUCAUAUGUAUUAGUGUCUAAUGCUGGGACCAACUCUUGUAAAACCCCUCUCUAACUUUUCAUUGGUUUCCAUAAUUGCAACAGGUUGAGAUGUGAAUUCGAGACUAAAGGAAAUACUAAAUUGUUGUGCUGUGUUAUGUAGAAACAUUAGCUGCCAAGGCUAAAUUUUUUUUAGGGUGGAUUGUGGACAAAAUUCUCCAGUCUAGUAGGUCUGCAAAGUGCAUCUCUGUCAGCCGAAACCAGCUUUGCACCUGAUCAGUGAAUGAUGGCACCUGUCCAAGAUCACUUUGUGGCUCCUGCGCCACUGCUUCAGGGACACGAUGGGGGUGUGAUAGUGGAAGUAGUCAGAAUCAGGGAGUUCGAGAGUGGUGUAAUGCGUGCACAUGUACCUAUCAGCCUCCUGCUUCCAGGCUUGUGUAAACUCAGCUGGAAGUCCAGCUGAGUCCAGUGCUGGGAGACCUUGACCUAAGGUCUGAAUGCUAAUGAUUGUGACAUGGGUUUUAAUCCGUAUAUGGCUAAUGCAAUUCCUUUAUGAGGGGAGAAAUGUACUUGAAAGAGCAGUUUGACUGUUUUUCUAUUAGUAUGGAUUUAUUUUUAUCAUCUUUAGUUAUGAAAAGAAAUAAGUUGGUAAUAUAAAGUCUUUCUGAAAUGAAGCAAAAGUUUAUUCAGUUUUGUCUUGCACGACUCUUAAGCCUGUUGGGGGGAAAAAACACAACACAGACACCAGAAACCCCUUUAUGCUUGCAUGUGUUACAUUACAAAAUGCAGGAAAAAUAUUAAUAAUAAAAAACAGAAGCGGCAGGGACAAAGUUUCAUUUUCUUUCUACUUUGUAACCAGACUUCGUGUAAAUGAGUUAAAUUCCAUCAUUUUCACACCAACUACUUUGGCAAUGCAUUUAAUUUGGAGGAAAAAAGAGAAGGAAAAGGACAUUGUUGUGAUUUGAGAGUCUGAGAUUCCAGUCUAAUUUACCUAUAAAUCAGCUUUGCAAGUAUGCAAAGAAAUAUAAUUUUGAGGAAGUUUUACUUUUAAAAGUAAAAAUGAAUCCUUGUCUUACUUUCCUUGUAGAACAAUGCCAGCAGUCUAACCCCAUACCUAACAGUAGAAAAGCAAACCACUCUGAGUAGGGAUUAUCAGAUGCUCAGAGCAUUUGUUUCAGCUUUGCUACCAGCUACUUCAGUUGCAGCAUUAGGCAGAAACAGGUGUUUUGAAAAAUUUUCCUGCAGUGCACAGUGGAGAGAAGUUGAUGAACACUAGUAGGGAACAAAAAAUGAUCUGCUGGCUUCCAGAUUUUUAUCAGCUUUGGCUUUAAACAAAAAUAAAACCUCUAGUAGCGUCCUUAGCUUUAAAAACCACUCUGUGCUGAAAUGACAAUGUUCUUGGGUUACGAGUAGAUGCAUUAACCAAAUUCGGUUAAAGUUUGUUUACAGCUUCAUGGCCGUUCACAGUAAUCAAGUUCUGUCGUCAUUGUCAAGAGAUUGCAACUCUUCUUCCUGUUUUUAAAGUGUUUUGCUGGUUUAAGUUUGUAAGUAUCAUACAGUGAGUGCUCUUGCUUCAUGGCCGAGGCAAGGGUUUUACGUGAAUGUUGUGUUGCGUUAUGCUCGGGACACAAACUUCUAGGGCAACAAUUCCUUCAGAAGGUAAAGCAUUCCUGGCGGCGCGUUCACUUCGUACGCACUACAAGUAGCGUUUGGAUGCUUCUCAGUCCUGCGUAGCAUUCUCACUUGGCCAACAUACACAAGAAAUCUGUUUGUUAAGCACUGUAUUAUGUUGUAAAUCUGGCAUUAAAACUUCUGUGCGUUUUGGCAUUAUUCACAUAAUGCUGAAAUAUUGUCUAAGCCUUUAUCAUUGUGACGGAGCAUGAAACGGAAUACAACAUACUAUACUAAAUUAUUUGUUUCUCUGUAAACUUGCAUUUUACAGUAAAACUAACUCAGCCAACUUAAGCAUUGGUACUGUAAAGCCACAAUUAUGAACAGCAUGAUCCUAACUGCAGUAUUUAAUUUAACCAAAUAACUUGUGGUAAAUCCGUUGCAUCUGUAGCUUACUCUGUUAAGAUUAAGCAGUAAAGUUGGUUAUACGAUGGGUGUCCUCUUUAUGUUGCACUGGUUCUAUAGCCAAACUUGCUACAUUAAACUAUUUUUAGACGAA
Molecule: messenger RNA, 4123 nt
Organism: Oxyura jamaicensis (ruddy duck)
Lineage: Eukaryota; Metazoa; Chordata; Aves; Anseriformes; Anatidae
Gene: CACUL1
Product: CDK2 associated cullin domain 1
Exons: 10
Coding region: 134-1150 (338 amino acids)
Biological process (GO): ubiquitin-dependent protein catabolic process
Molecular function (GO): ubiquitin protein ligase binding
Source: RefSeq, a predicted model, not a curated record